AGAAAGUUUUUUUAUGAGUUAAUUAAGCUUUUUCUCUUGUUUUGAUUGUAGAUCUUGCAGAUAAUAAGAGUGAGAGAUUAAUUAUUAGAUCAAGGGUUAAUUAAUAAUAAUUAAUAAUGGGGAGAGGUAAGAUUGUGAUAAGAAGGAUUGACAAUUCAACAAGUAGACAAGUAACUUUCUCAAAGAGAAGAAAUGGUUUACUUAAGAAGGCUAAAGAGCUUUCUAUUCUAUGUGAUGCUCAAGUUGGUCUUAUUAUUUUCUCAAGUACUGGCAAGCUUUAUGACUAUUCAAGUUCCAGCAUGAAAUGUGUUAUUGAGCGUUACAACAAAAUGAAAGAGGAACAUAAUCAAUUAUUGAAUCCUGCUUCAGAAGUAAAGUUUUGGCAAAGGGAGGCAUCAACACUUAGGAACCAACUACAAUAUUUGCAAGAAUGUCACAGACAUUUAAUGGGGGAGGAACUUUCUAACUUGAGUGCCACUGAUCUGCAAAAUCUAGAAAACCAACUUGAAAUGAGUUUGAAAAGUAUUCGUGCCAAAAAGGUAUGUACACUUUAGCCCUACGCUAUGUUUGGAAGUUAGGUUUUAGUGAGAAAGAAAGAAAAUGUAGA
Molecule: messenger RNA, 607 nt
Organism: Cannabis sativa
Lineage: Eukaryota; Viridiplantae; Streptophyta; Magnoliopsida; Rosales; Cannabaceae
Product: MADS-box transcription factor ANR1-like
Exons: 4
Coding region: 117-554 (145 amino acids)
Biological process (GO): positive regulation of transcription by RNA polymerase II
Cellular component (GO): nucleus
Molecular function (GO): DNA-binding transcription factor activity, RNA polymerase II-specific; RNA polymerase II cis-regulatory region sequence-specific DNA binding; protein dimerization activity
Source: RefSeq, a predicted model, not a curated record